Molecule: messenger RNA, 1912 nt
Organism: Hibiscus syriacus
Lineage: Eukaryota; Viridiplantae; Streptophyta; Magnoliopsida; Malvales; Malvaceae
Exons: 5
Coding region: 27-1640 (537 amino acids)
Molecular function (GO): chromatin binding
Source: RefSeq, a predicted model, not a curated record
CAGACGAUUCAUUUGAACUGGAAGCCAUGUGCAAUGAGGACUCAUCUUGGCACCCUUGUCGAGUAUCCCUCAGCUGUUCUGAAGAAAGUCUGGUUGUACAUUUUGGGAGCCACGAGCUGGAAGAUAUGCUGUUGAAGAAGGAAGAAGUUAUUAUUCAUCUUCGUUUUCGAUCUAUGCCGCUUCGAGAUGAUGACUGCUGCCGCAUUGAAGAAGGUGAACGAGUUCUUGUCAACCGAAAAUUGCAAUCCAAGAACAUCUUCUACGAUGCUUCGGUGGAAAAGGUGGAAAGAAUUCGACACUCAAGAAGGAGCUGUAGAUGUACUUUCAUGAUCAAAUGGCUCGAUAACGAGCUUGAAGGACAGACGCUUACUGUACCAUCAAGUUCAAUCAUGAAGCUUUCUACCAAGAGCAUCGGUGACUAUCCAAUUGUUCAUAUACUCUUAAAACCAGAAAAAAAUCCAGAUUUAUCAUAUUCAUCUCCUUUAUUGACCAUUCCCGACGAGAUUGAUGCUGACAUAGAACUUAAUAAGUUGCUGCAAAAGCAAAUAGAACAGAUUACCAACUUAGCUGAUGCACCCGAGAAAGAUUUUCAGGAUGAUUUUCUAUGGAGAAACAAAGUUCUUAGCAAGGGACAAACACCCCGCAAGCCUACUGUUGAAUCCAAUUCAUGUAUUCCAUCCUUGAAGAGGAUGACAAGGAGUAAAACGAAACUGCAAGUGGAUAUAGAAACGAAGGAUCAAUUCGGCACUGCAGCUUCCAUGCAAGAAGAAUUCAAUCAGAAUAGGUCUCAACUACGCCCUCUUGCUUCCCGUGCGGCUCUAGCAUCGUCCUUGUUAAGUGUCAAGAAGUGUCUUGAAAUGGAUUUUAAUUCAUGUAUGACUGACAACAUGUUUAUGAAGGGUAAACAUUUGGCCAUCUCAGUUCCACUUGUUUCAGAUGCUUCCCAUAAAAUAUCGUCACUAUUUUCAGCCAAAGGAGAUGAAUCAUGCAAACCUUCCUCUUGUGUACCAACUAAGGUUUGGGGAAACGAAAAUAAGACCUCAGAAAAGAUCAACUGUAAUGCUGAAGAUAAGAUCUUUGCUCCUGUGAAGGUUACAGCUGAAAAAGUUACCACUGAAGCUGCUAUGACUUCUGAACUUGCAGUUGCUAGAGAUAAGAAGUCCUCAGUACUAAAUGAUUUUAAUGCAAGUUCAACAGCUCCUAUGAGAUUAACUCGCUCAGCGAUGCGAAAAGGGGCUGUUUCUCCAAAUGAAUGCAUUGAGGUUAAGAUCUGCGCCGACAACCAAAAGAGAAGGAUAUCUGGGAACAAAAGCAAGUUGUGUCAUUCAACAGUUCAUCAAGAAAAUGAAAAUUUGGCCAAAGAAGAAGAUAACAACUCAACUCCUCUUACAGUUUCAGGUUCAUCUGAAAGAAACAUUGCUAUUCCUGAGAGCAAUGUAUCUUCAGUGGAAAGAACAAAAUCCAAAAAGACAAAAGAUGCCUCUGCGCCAUGCCAGGAUGGACAGGUUGUUAGGACUGAUCACAGCAAGAAGAGAAAAGUGGUUAAUGCCAAUAAGCACGGCCAACGUUUUUCACCUCGAAAUCUUCUACCUCAGACUCGCUCCCAGAGCAGGUCCCACCUCAGGAAGAGAACCUAUUAGCAGUUAGAACACUUAAAUUGCUAGCUCAAGUGUACUGGACAUGAUCCGUAAUAGUUAUAACUUGUUGCUCUAUAUAAUGAAAAUGUUGAACAUGAUAAGAUGUUGCAGGUUAAUAGGGUUAUGAAUAGUUUUUCUAUGUACUGGACAUGCUGUCAUCAAUAUGCAGUGCUCUUUUGAACUCAGCUAUCUGUUAUUAUUACUAUUAUCGUUCUGCUGUGUGAUGCUGAACUGCAUAUUGGUUGAGUUUACAGCAGACAUACUUCCAUCGAUAC